CGUCCCCGGCGUUUAAUUCGAGGCGAGUGCAGCGAUCGAUCGAUGGGACUGGGAGGCGAACGUCACAUCGGCGAUCGGAUUAUCGACUGACCGAACUCCCGGUGUCUUGUACUCUUGUUCCUCGUGCCCCCUCUCGCCUUCCCCCUUGUCUCCUGCGAAACCGAGCGUCAAGCGCGUUCAGACGGGGGAUUCUAUCGGCUUUGGACCGAUGGGGAAGGAGCGCUUCGUCUUCGUCCUGCUCGUCUUCUCGUGCUCUUCUUGCUCCAGAUUCGCGGAUGCCUACGACCCCAUGGAUCCGAACGGGGACAUCACGAUCAACUGGGACUUCCAGAGCCUCGACGUCAAGGUCGCCAACACGUACACGGUCAUGGUGAGCAUCCAAAACCACCAGCUGUACCGGCACAUCGAGCGCCCGGGGUGGCGGCUGAGCUGGAGCUGGGCCGGCGAGGAGGUGAUCUGGGACGCGAGGGGCGCGGAGGCGACGGAGCAGGGCGACUGCUCCCGCGUCGGCGGCGGGAGCCGCCCGCACUGCUGCCAGAAGCGGCCCGUCAUGGCGGACCUGCCGCCCGGCACGCCGUUCAACCAGCAGGUCGCCAACUGCUGCCGCGACGGCGUGCUCUCGUCCCUCACCCAGAACAACCUCACGUCCGCCGCCGCGUUCCAAAUGGUCGUCGGCCAGUACGCCGCCGCCCGGGACGGCGGCGGCAAGGAGCCCGAGAUGCCGUGGAGCUUCGACAUCGGCGUGCCGGGGUACUCGUGCAGCAACGCCACCAAGGUGCCCCCGACCAGGACCAAGGUCGACACGAACCGCCACGUCCAAGUGCUCCUGACGUGGCGGGUGACCUGCUCGUACUCGCAGUACCGGGAGGCGGGGGCGCCGUCGUGCUGCGUCUCCCUGUCAACGUUCUACAGCAGCGGCAUCGUGCCGUGCCCGCGCUGCAGCUGCGCCUGCCAAGGCUCCCCGGCAUCGCCGCAGUGCGUCAGCGGCGGUGAGCCGGCGCCGGCGGCGGGUGGCGGCGAGCCGGCCGCGCCGCUCGUCCGGUGCUCCGAGCACAUGUGCCCGAUCCGGGUGCACUGGCACGUGAAGGUGAACUACCGGAGGUACUGGCGGGUGAAGGUGACGGUGAGCAACUACAACCUGGUGAGGAACUACAGCGACUGGAACCUGGUGCUGCAGCACCCCAACCUGCGCAGCCUGACGCAGCUCUUCAGCUUCAACUACAAGCCCCUCGUCGAGUACGGCACCAUCAACGACACGGGGAUGUUCUGGGGGAUACGGUCGUACAACGAGAUGCUGCUGCAGGACGGGAACGUGCAGACGGAGAUGAUACUGGAGAAGAGCGAGGGCGAGUUCACCUUCUCGGGGGGCUGGGCGUUCCCGAGGAGGGUCUACUUCGACGGCCACGAGUGCGUCAUGCCGCCGGCGGACCAGUACCCCGCGCUGCCCAACGGAGCGCCGGCGACGCGGCGGCGGUCGCUGGCCGCCGCCGCUUGCAUGGUGCUGCCGUCUUUCAUAGCUCUGGUGUAGAAUUAUUUUUUCCACCGUGUAUCAGGGAGGACAUGCCCACCACCUCUUCACCGGGACAAAAAAGGUCACGAGAGAGGAGCGAUUAGGAAGCGAAAGGUGCCACUAGGAAGCGAAAUGUAGAAGUACCAGUGUCAUUCACUCUGUUCGGCAGCUCCAGCAGCCUCCAGCCUAACAGUAUUUUUCUCUCACACCACUCCAGCCACCAGCCUGACAACAAUAUUUUUCUCUCACACCACUCCAGCCACCAGCUCCAGCUCCAGCCCAGCGAACAGAGUCAUUAGCUGUAGUGCAACUAGCAUGAUUGGGAGUUGGGGUUUGGGAAAAUUUGACCAUGACGAUGGUUGACGAACAUACGAAGUCAGAGGGCGUGAUUGGUCCACUUCCAAAAUAUUAUCAUGCUAAAAUGUAGGUAAAUCCAUAAAUUUUGCUACUCGUUUGGUUGACAUUCUAAAUUUACAAGAACUUUGUUAAAAAAAAUAUUAGCAUGCCUAUGUUUGGCAUGCCGAUGUUUUGGUAUACAAGCAGGCUCGGAAUGCCAAAAGGCCGAGUGUGUUUUUUACCGUCA
Panicum virgatum (switchgrass) is the source of this 2093-nucleotide messenger RNA. Its product is annotated as COBRA-like protein 7. The coding region runs from base 209 to 1528 and encodes 439 amino acids. Lineage: Eukaryota; Viridiplantae; Streptophyta; Magnoliopsida; Poales; Poaceae. The record is from RefSeq and is a predicted model, not a curated record. Gene Ontology annotation, cellular component: plasma membrane. Gene Ontology annotation, biological process: plant-type cell wall cellulose biosynthetic process; cellulose microfibril organization. The transcript has 5 exons.